This is a messenger RNA of Parasteatoda tepidariorum (common house spider), 819 nucleotides long. RefSeq lists its product as uncharacterized. NCBI's taxonomy places the organism in Eukaryota, Metazoa, Arthropoda, Arachnida, Araneae, Theridiidae. The record is from RefSeq and is a predicted model, not a curated record.
UUCCGUUUUUGGCAACAAUCUUUAAUAUUUCUCAAUAAACAAAACCCUAAAAUCUAUACAUACUAAAUUUUUUUUAUAAAACUAACUCUUUGCUUUGGUUUAAGCAGUAAUUAUUUUCAAGCUUUAUUAACUUUAUUUUACUACUAGUUAGAUGCUAGUUUACUACUGGUUGGCUGCUGUGAAAAAAUUGUAUUCAAUGUCGUGAACUUGAAAAUAACUACUUUUAACUGCAUUAAGAAACAUGGACAUUGAAAGAAAUCAUGAAAGAAAUGACAAUUUUCAUCCUGUUUUGAUUCUGAGUGAGGAUGAAGAGAAGAUAGCUCUUAUGAAAGCUGCCUUGAAGGCUUACACUGAUGAAUAUGAACGUCUUUUACUUUCUAUGCAGAGAAGACUCAUAGCUGGUAAAAAGAACAUUGAUAUCUGUUGUCAAGAAUCAAAUGAAAUUGAACUACUACUUAAUGCAUUAGAGAAUAAAGUAAUUGAAGCACAACUUUUGGCUCAAGAUUCCGAGACUGAGGCCCUCCAAACCAUUAAAGAUAAUCGUAUGAUCAAAAGAAAAAUUAUUGCUUUGAAGAAUGAUAUUGAAGAACAAGAAAAAUUACUGAAAAGAGCAAAUGAAACUAUGCAAACGGUGAAGAUGACAGCUCUUAACAAAAAGAUAAAAGUGCUUAAUGACGUCACAUAAUGUUUUUGUUUUCUAACUUCACUUAAUUUUGAAAAAAUAUGUGAUCUUUAAAAUAUGAGUUUCUACCAUUUUACUUGAUUGCACUUUCAAUCUGUUAUGUUUUUCACUAAAUUUAUAAAUUAUAUUUCUAGUAA